This is a messenger RNA of Kalmanozyma brasiliensis GHG001, 1143 nucleotides long. RefSeq lists its product as uncharacterized. Bases 1 to 1143 code for a protein of 380 amino acids. The transcript has a single exon. Lineage: Eukaryota; Fungi; Basidiomycota; Ustilaginomycetes; Ustilaginales. The record is from RefSeq and is a predicted model, not a curated record.
AUGGAUCUCUCGAAUCUACGCACGAGUCUGCGCGAGGAAGAGGCUUCGAGUCAGCGCCGCUCAGCACACCUCCGAGCGGCCGAAGAUGAGCUCAACGCCUACUUCCGCUCUUCUGCACUCGGACUCACCACGCUCUAUCGCCAAGGUGUCGCUGCUAGCAAGGCGAGCUACGAGAAGGGCUACGCGCAUGCAUUGGCACACGUGCUUGAACUGUGGGACAAGGACCGUGACUGGCUCAGGGGAUAUCUGCAGAGAAGGAUAGAGGCCAUCGAGGCCGCGGAUGCGGAGGACGACGGGGAGGAUGCACACCUUCAGCAGCAGCAGCAACAGCAGCAGCAGCAGGCCCAGUCCUCCGCUGCGGAAGACAGCCCUGCGCGUCCGACAAGUCUGGUAGCAGCGAGACAAGCACAAGCAGCAGCGGACUCGCCAAGACAGACCAACAAGCGUUCGCGCGCCCUCUUCAGCAGCGAUGCAACCCCAUCCUCGUCCUCGCAUCGCGAUCAAGAUACCGCUGAACGACGAACACUUCACCGCAUGGCGCACGCCUCGACCGCCUCGAGGUCGUCGAACAACUUUACCUCGAGCUCGUUCGACUUCUCUGCGCCCAUCCCGUACCCGUCGACAACCACUGCAGCAGCAUCCUCCUCAUCACCGAGCAAAAGACCAUCACGCGCCAACCCCGACGCGCCGAUCAUCAAGACGUCCAACGCCGCCACCUCACGUCGCAAGCUGCAGAAGCUCAAAGGCCUGCGCGCGGGUCGCGAUCGCAUCGUCGAGAUCGAGAAGCCGCACGAUGGGAUGAUGGAUGUCGGGGAAGAGGACGAGAUCUUGCCCGACGGAGUUGGCGCAGAAGAUGCGGAUGCGUGGACCGACGACGAGGAUGCAUUCGAGGAGAACGCCGUGGCAGCAAGAAAGGCAGGAGGGAGGGGGAAGAAGGUGGUCGUGUGGGCGGAAAGGUCGGCGGCGAACUCGACGCACAGCGCACACGCACCACAGGCGGCAGAGGGAAAAGUGCUGGAGCGUAUGGAUCGACGUAAGCGCAGACGAUCGAAUAGGCAGGAGAAUACGAUGAUGGAUGACGAACAGUCGUCGGCGGACGUGUCGAGGGAAGAAGCUGGGGCGGAGUACAGGUACCACUCGUAG